This is a messenger RNA of Psammomys obesus (fat sand rat), 5093 nucleotides long. RefSeq names its product dual specificity tyrosine phosphorylation regulated kinase 1A (gene Dyrk1a). The transcript has 12 exons. The record is from RefSeq and is a predicted model, not a curated record. Gene Ontology annotation, cellular component: nucleus. NCBI's taxonomy places the organism in Eukaryota, Metazoa, Chordata, Mammalia, Rodentia, Muridae. Gene Ontology annotation, molecular function: ATP binding; protein serine/threonine kinase activity; transcription coactivator activity. Gene Ontology annotation, biological process: peptidyl-serine phosphorylation; peptidyl-threonine phosphorylation; protein autophosphorylation. The coding region runs from base 140 to 2431 and encodes 763 amino acids.
CCGCAGAACUGACUGACUCCAUCUUUGCGCCACUACUCCAUGUGGAGUUACUGCCCUGUUUAGUGUUAUAGUUUUGCCGCUGGACUCUUCCCUCCCUCCCCCCACCCCAUCAGGAUGAUAUGAGACUUGAAAGAAGACGAUGCAUACAGGAGGAGAGACUUCAGCAUGCAAACCUUCAUCUGUUCGGCUCGCACCGUCAUUUUCAUUCCACGCUGCUGGCCUUCAGAUGGCUGGACAGAUGCCCCAUUCACAUCAGUACAGUGACCGUCGCCAGCCAAACAUAAGUGACCAGCAGCUUCCUGCCUUAUCAUAUUCUGACCAGAUUCAGCAACCUCUACCUAACCAGGUGAUGCCUGACAUUGUCAUGUUACAGAGGCGGAUGCCCCAAACCUUCCGUGAUCCAGCAGCUGCUCCUCUGAGGAAACUUUCUGUCGACUUGAUCAAAACAUACAAGCAUAUUAAUGAGGUUUACUAUGCAAAAAAGAAGCGAAGACACCAACAAGGCCAGGGAGACGAUUCCAGUCAUAAGAAGGAGCGGAAGGUUUACAACGAUGGUUAUGAUGACGAUAACUAUGAUUAUAUUGUGAAAAACGGAGAAAAGUGGAUGGACCGUUAUGAAAUUGACUCCUUAAUAGGCAAAGGUUCAUUUGGACAGGUCGUGAAAGCAUAUGAUAGAGUUGAGCAGGAAUGGGUAGCCAUUAAAAUCAUAAAGAACAAGAAGGCGUUUCUGAACCAAGCGCAGAUAGAAGUGCGGCUGCUUGAGCUCAUGAACAAACACGACACGGAGAUGAAGUACUACAUAGUGCAUUUGAAGCGUCACUUUAUGUUUCGAAACCAUCUCUGUUUAGUCUUUGAAAUGCUGUCCUAUAAUCUCUAUGAUUUGUUGAGGAACACCAACUUCCGAGGGGUCUCAUUGAACCUAACACGAAAGUUUGCACAACAGAUGUGCACAGCGUUGCUUUUCCUUGCGACGCCAGAACUGAGUAUCAUUCACUGUGACCUAAAGCCUGAGAACAUCCUCCUGUGCAACCCCAAACGGAGUGCAAUCAAGAUUGUUGACUUUGGCAGCUCCUGUCAGCUGGGGCAGAGGAUAUACCAGUAUAUUCAGAGUCGCUUUUAUCGGUCUCCAGAGGUGCUACUGGGAAUGCCUUAUGACCUGGCUAUCGACAUGUGGUCCCUUGGCUGUAUCUUGGUUGAGAUGCACACUGGAGAGCCGCUGUUCAGUGGUGCCAAUGAGGUAGAUCAGAUGAAUAAAAUAGUGGAGGUUUUGGGCAUCCCACCUGCUCAUAUUCUUGACCAAGCACCAAAAGCAAGAAAGUUCUUUGAGAAGUUGCCUGAUGGCACUUGGAACUUAAAGAAGACCAAAGAUGGAAAACGGGAGUACAAACCACCAGGCACCCGUAAGCUGCAUAAUAUUCUUGGAGUAGAAACAGGAGGACCUGGCGGACGGCGUGCUGGGGAAUCGGGUCAUACUGUAGCUGACUACUUGAAGUUCAAAGACCUCAUUUUAAGGAUGCUUGAUUAUGACCCCAAAACUCGGAUCCAACCUUAUUAUGCCCUGCAGCACAGUUUUUUCAAGAAGACAGCGGAUGAAGGUACAAACACGAGUAACAGUGUGUCCACCAGCCCUGCGAUGGAGCAGUCUCAGUCUUCAGGCACCACGUCCAGCACGUCUUCCAGCUCAGGUGGCUCCUCGGGAACGAGCAACAGCGGGCGAGCCAGGUCGGACCCCACGCACCAGCACCGGCACAGCGGGGGGCACUUCACUGCCACUGUGCAGGCCAUGGACUGCGAGACGCACAGUCCCCAGGUGCGCCAGCAGUUUCCAGCUCCUCUGGGCUGGUCAGGCACUGAAGCUCCCACACAAGUCACUGUUGAAACUCAUCCCGUUCAAGAGACAACCUUUCAUGUAGCCCCUCAGCCGAAUGCAUUGCAUCAUCACCAUGGAAACAGUUCCCAUCACCACCACCACCACCAUCACCACCACCACCACCACGGACAGCAAGCCUUGGGUAGCCGGACCAGGCCAAGGGUCUACAAUUCUCCAACAAAUAGCUCCUCUACCCAGGAUUCUAUGGAGGUUGGCCACAGCCACCACUCCAUGACAUCCCUGUCUUCCUCAACGACCUCCUCCUCCACAUCUUCCUCCUCCACCGGGAACCAAGGCAACCAGGCCUACCAGAACCGCCCAGUGGCUGCUAACACCUUGGACUUUGGACAGAACGGAGCUAUGGACGUUAAUUUGACCGUCUACUCCAAUCCCCGCCAGGAGACUGGCAUAGCUGGACAUCCGACGUACCAGUUUUCAGCUAAUACAGGUCCUGCACAUUACAUGACUGAAGGACAUCUGACGAUGAGGCAAGGGGCCGAUAGAGAGGAGUCUCCCAUGACAGGAGUCUGUGUGCAGCAGAGCCCUGUAGCUAGCUCGUGACUACACUGAAACUUGAGUUUGUUUCUUGUGUGUUUUUAUAGAAGUGGUGUUUUUUCCCAAAAACAAAGUGCAAAGCUGCUUGAAUCAGAAGGAGGUUAACACACUGAACCGCUGCAAGAGGGCAGAGCUGACUUUUUUUUUUAACUUGAAAAGAUUGCAAAGGGACAAUGAAGUUUUUAAGAGCCAUGUCCACCCAUCCUCAUGGAGCGCUCAGAGGUGUCCUCUUUUUGCCUCCCCCGUUUAACUUGCCAUCUCCCAGUCAUAGUGGGUUUUGUCUUUCUAUCCAACAAAAGUUAAUGUUCAGAUGUUGGUCUCGGUCAUUUGCCAACCAAUUUUAAAAUAAAAAGGCACUGCACAUAAUUUGCAUAAAGGGCCCCAUAAGGGUGGUUUUUUGUUUUUUUGUUUUUUUUUUUUUUUUGUUUGUUUGUUUGUUUUGUUUUGGGGGGGUAUUUUUUGGUUUUUUGUUUUUGUUUUGUUUUUUUUUCCAUUUUUAUUUUUUCCUUCCUCCCCUGUUUUGUUUUGCUCUGUUUUGGGUUGGGGGUGGGGUGGGAAAUUUGGGUUUUUAUGUCCUCUCCACACUUGGGCACGGAAACGCAGUACUGUAAGGAAGAGGGGCCUCCAGCUCACACCGUCAUCCUCAGCUGUGUGAAAAGGGACGAUGUGUUGGAGUCUGUAAGGCACAGUAAGCUCAGUGGCGGGGAUCAGGACUCUCCUGCCGACCUACCGAGGAGCAAAGCAGCAAGUGCUCGGGACCCUGUGCUCUCCUGGUGGAGAGGCCACAGGAAGAUAGGAUGGAACGUGACUGGUCUCCUAACGAGGCACACUGAGGAGCAAUCAGCGGGUCGCUUGUGGCCAGUCCUGGGGAGGUCUGAGUGGUGGUCCUUGGGAUAACCUUUGGCCUUAUGGAUUUGGACUCGAAGUUAGAAGAGCCUGCCGUUUCAGAUGCAAUCACUUGUGGACAUGCUUUUGCAGACAGUCCUUAAUGCUGAAAACACAGAGAAUGGGUAACUCAAGAGGCCUUUCUUUUACCAUAGACGUUGUGACCCACUAAUUGUAAGGGAUUGCAAGGUCACUUUGCGUGUGUCAUAAAGCUGACUUCCUUAUUGGUUGGAGGCCACAGAGGUAGUGGUGUGCUCUGAUGGAAAUAGCUACAGCUGUGUCCCUUCCUGCUUUUUACCUUUUCUUUGGCUUUUUCUCGGCACGUGGUGUCUUCACCAUUUCUUCUGCACACAGACGUCUUCUGUUCAUCCUGAACAUUUUAAAAUGCAGAUUUUAUGUGACUGCUUUUUUGCCUCACAAUUAUGCUGUGAAUUUUACAAAAAUUUAUUUUCUUUUUUGAUAAUUUAUUGUACCAAAGCUGUUUUUAUAGCACAUAGAUGUCUGUAACCAAUAAUGUAGCAGUUGUGCACUCUGACACACGGUGUAACUAGACCAUUUUUAAAUGUCAGUUGAAAUUAUGGCUGUACUAUUGCUUAAACAAAACUGGAACUGUUGUUGAGUCCAUAGCCAAUACAUUUACAGCAAUCUGUACUGGACAGACUAGAUUGACAUCUGAUUCAAGAUCACAACACCUGUCACAUUCUAAAUGUGUCCAGGCUUCUGAAGGGAGGGGGCGAGGGAGCCAGCAGCUGUGGGGCCAGCAGCUGAGUCUUGUGUUCCUGAUUAACUUACCUGUAAACCUGAACCCAAGACCUUGAUUGCCCCAGCAGGUCCACAGUAGUUGCAGGAGAAGGCAGAGCUGAGCACUACCUGAAGGGAGCAGGCUGCCGUUAGCGGUUGCCUCCUCUGGGGAAGACGCUGCCUUCAUGUAACACAGUCUGGCAGUGGCUAAAUUUGUGUUCCCAUUUAAAUUGAGCAAUUGUAGGGUGUUGAAUUGGGAGAGUGAAGGCGUAGUCAUUUCCCUGUCCAGGAUCAAAAGAAGCCUAGAAAGAAGCAGUAACCUACCUCUGCCGACAAGCCUGUUGGAAGCAACUCAGCAGAACACCAUGUUACUUUUUAUUGCUCAACUCCAUGUGGCUGAUUAGGCCAACUUUUUUUUUUUUUUUCUUCUGAGCAAAAGCAGGUUUUUAUCUAUAUACAGUGACAAAAGAAAGGCCUAAAACUCUGUGAAUGUGAGAGGAGACUUGGAGAGCCCCGUUUUUAUACAAACACACUUGGUUGUUAAUCAGGAAAUCCAUAUUUAUUUUGUGAUUACAUGUCAAGCCUGUGGAUUGUUUUGAACUUGGUAGUUGAUGAGCUUACGUGAAUGAGGGCGUCACCUCGAGCACAGCACUGUCAGGAGGACUCACGCUGCUGUAGGACCCAGACCCCACACCGGUGGCUCCGGUCAUUCUCUCUCUCUCUGCGGGUUGCCACAUUUCAGCAAGCACCAAAAAAGAAAGCCGUUUUUAAACGGAAAUUACAAGAAGAAAACCACAGUCCAGUGCUUCUGCACACUGUGCUACGUUGCAGUCCAGUUUUGUGUGCUUUCCUACACAGUUUGGUUACAGGACUCUGUGCUUCGUAAACAUAAACAGCAUGGAAAAGGCUAAAUACCUGUGUUCAGAUUGUAAGAUCUAGUCCGGACUUGCUGUGUAUAUUGUAACGUUAAAUGAAAAAGACCCCCUUUGUAUUAUAGUCAUGCGGUCUUAUGUAUGAUAAACAGUUGAAUAAUUUGUCCUCA